This is a messenger RNA of Camelina sativa (false flax), 738 nucleotides long. The record is from RefSeq and is a predicted model, not a curated record. NCBI's taxonomy places the organism in Eukaryota, Viridiplantae, Streptophyta, Magnoliopsida, Brassicales, Brassicaceae.
AUGGGUUAUAGCAAUUCAAAUAGUUUUUCUCGAAACUUUACCGAUCUCUUGAAUAGCCAACAAGAGAUGAAUAAUCCAGAGUCUCUUCCUUCUUUUUCUCCUCAUAUUCAAAUAAGCUCAUCACCUAUACGUCAGUUCAGUUCACAAUUUAGUGAUGUCCAAGACCUAGAUGAUAACUCAAGAGAACCUAGACACAGAUGGACUCCCCAAGAAGAUGUUGUCUUGAUAAGUGGUUGGUUAAACACCAGCAAAGAUCCAGUCAUGAGCAAUGGGCAAAAGUUAGGUUCUUUUUGGGAUCAAAUUGCAUUCUAUUAUGGAGAAAGUGAAGCAGUAGCGGGUAAACCAAAGAGAGGAGCCAGUCAAUGUAAGAAGAGAUGGAAAAAUAUAUAUGAGACUGUCAACAAAGGAAAUGAAAACUCCAAAAGAACUAAGCUUGAUGUGAGUGGCACAUACUCCUCAAGCUCAAAUACAACAUCUAGUGUUGAGGAAGAAACUGAAGAACGCCCUCCAGGUGUUAAGGCAUCCAAAAUCACAUCAAAGAAAAGUGCUCGUGGUGAAGCUACUCAAAGUGAUUCCUUGCACAAGUUACAACAAGCAUGGGAGAUCAGAGAGAAAGAAAUAGCUGCGAGAGAAAGAAUAUCCAAGCAGCGACUCCUGGAGACUCUUGUCGGGAGAACUGAUCUAUCCAAACCUGAACUCAACCUGAGAAAGAAGCUAAUAGAUGAGAUGUUAGGAUAA